AUGGUUAUCUGUUCUAUGGUAAAUGAUAUCACUAAGUACUCUCUGUCACGACUCCUCUUGGGCUAUGACAUGCGGACACCUUCUACCUGGUCUUCUUCUACUACCAAAUUUAUUACAAGAAAUGCAAGUACAGAAGUUCAAGAUCGGAUCAAAGUCAUUGAACAUCUCAUGCCUGAAGUUCAUGAAGAAGUGCAAGAGAAAACAAGGAAAAGGCAAGAGCAAGCCAAGAGCCAAUACGAUCUUUGCGUGAAACCAAGAAAACCGUUCAAACAAGGAGAACAAGUACUAAUGAAGGACCAAAAUUCUCCUGCAAAGCUUUUGGAUCGUUGGUUAGGCCCAAUGACAGUAUCCCACGUCUACGAAAACGGAACCUACCAAUUGACUGGCCCAAACUUUCUUCAAUUAAAGGGUGUGAUAAAUGGCAAUGUUUUUAUUCCAUUUAAAAGUCGAUACGGUAUGGUCCCAGCAGAAGAAGUUCAGCAUUCGGAAACUAAGUUCCAAGCAUGGCUAGAAGGAUGA
Molecule: messenger RNA, 519 nt
Organism: Phycomyces blakesleeanus NRRL 1555(-)
Lineage: Eukaryota; Fungi; Mucoromycota; Mucoromycetes; Mucorales; Phycomycetaceae
Exons: 1
Coding region: 1-519 (172 amino acids)
Source: RefSeq, a predicted model, not a curated record